AUGGAAUCCCUGCCGAACGAGCUGAAGAUCGCCAUCCUGGAGCGCGUGCAACCCGACGAUCUACGCAAGUUCACCCUGCUCAACAAGGCAUGGCGUCAGCUCUUCAAGAAGAACCGCAGGAAUUUCAGAAGAGCCGAUGCAGAGGAGAUUCGCUUCUACGACCUCGGUGACGGCAACAUCCAAAUUCACAUCGUGUUGCCCGGAAAUCCAGCGUGGACUAAGCGUAUCGUUUCCAAGACGGUGCCCGCCGCCGAGACGUUCGACUGCGUGUGGCCCUAUACGACGGCGGAUUUGAAGGUAAAUUCACACUCGAACGCGCUGCGCUCCGUCUUCGAGGAGAUGCCCGAUGACUGGCUGAAGGAUGUGUCGACGCUGGGCAUCUUCGAGAACGAGAGCAACGUCGAUUCGCUGGAGAUUCUGGGGCGAUGCCCUGCCGUCUCUUCGCUCUACAUUGAUCCCUGCUACUCGGCCAUUGAUGUCACUUCCAUUGCAAGGAAAAUGCCCAAGAUUGAGGAUUUAAAGCUGCUCUCCUGCAAUCGAAUCAUCACCGCCGACGACACGACGCUCGCUGAAGUAAUCGAGAGGAGCCGCAAAUCGGAGAAUGGGCUGCGCACCUUCUGGGCCGACUCAAUUCCGACCGACUUCUCCAUGGCGAUGGUCCAGCGAUUCCUUCUGGAGGCCAAGUUCAGCGAGCGGUGCUCAACUCUGUUGGAGAAGAUGCGCGGAUCUCGGGCCGUCUUCCUCGACUUUAUCAAUCAACACUUUGACGACACGGUGCAAAGCGGAAAUGCGUACAACUUCAAGGACGCGCGUGGAUAUGAAUUUUCGCUGAUUAUUGGCUCAUUUAUCGCUGCGUCCUCUUGUACCAUUGUGCCCUCGUUGCCCAUGGCUGCUCUCUUCUUUCUGCCAACACCCCUUUUGGGCCCCUGUACGCCGGCUAUACUAGGUUCCUGUUGGACCUUCUCAGGGACUACGAGAUCGAAAACUGCUGUUCAUUACAACACUCUUUCCGAACCUUCAUCCAAUAUCUGCAAACGCUACUUCCUCGAGCUCGCCCACAAAGACGUUUUGGUCGACCCCUUCAAUAAGCCGUUCAAGAGCCCUCUCAAACCGCAAGCGGACAUCACGGUGUACUCUGGAGCUGCGCAAGUCAAGCUGCCCAAGACGUUCAACGAUGAGUGCGAGGAAACGAUGAAAGAAUUGGCGACGAUGCUCGAGACUGUUGAAAGACAACAGGAGCAAACGGCUCUCAUCGAGCAAUUGGAGCGGCUGGUGGACGAACGGAAUCAGAUCAUCUUCUCCGUCGAGGAUCAGGUGAGAAGGGCGCAAGACAACCUCCACGAAAGCGUAUUCCAGGGAAAGCGCUUUCUGGAGAAGCUGGCAGUAGCGCGGACGAAGGGAGUGCUGUCAGAAGAGGCUAUUGAAUUCAGCGCCAGACUCGCGAAAAGCCACUCCCUGGCGGCGCCUUCUACAUGGAAUGCAGGUGACUCUUCUCGCCCGUUCCCCAGCCAGCGUGAAGUCGCCAGCCGAAUUUUCGGGAAUUCAAUGCCGAUCAAAACGUCGCUUCCUCGUUUCCGUUUUGGUGAUCUUUCGAAGCAACAACAGGAAUCAACAAUCACACAUCUCAAUAUCUACGACAAGGUCAAACUGCGAUAUGUGCACAAGACGUAUCACCGUCGUUCGCCGCUGUCAAUUGUGAUGAACUCUCGGUGGUCGGAGUUCCGUUGCGAAUUCAUCGGUGGACAGCUCGCUCUACGAUGGAUUGGUCGGAGUCGCCACGGGAUGGAUAAGGGGAUAAUUGUGCUCCUGAAGCCCGAUGUGCACUUGAUUUGGACAUAUCCCUAUAAGGGUCCUGCCGCCGCACUUUUCAAGGAGCCAACCUGGCUGGCAAGGAAAAAGACGACUAUUGAUGUUUUUCUCAACUACCGUGCCCGUUCGCACGCCCGACGCAUGGCGAAGGCUUUUCAUAAAAAUACACAAAUUGUGCGAGUGUUCAUUUCUGCAAUGAAUUGCGCUUGCGGGGCUCCUCGUGGACGACGCGGGGUCGACAUGACCUGCCUGUGCCAGCCCAACUUUAGCAACAUCCAUGCACUGAUUGAUGAUCGCCCAUUCGUCGAGGUGCUGAUAUGGCCGCACUGGUUCCGCAGGGAAUGGCGGUACACAUGCGAGGCCAUUGCCCAGCUCAUCGACAACAUCCCGGCAUGCCAUGACGCUCGCCGCCUCUAUGCCUUCACGUACUUUGAAUCAUUCCCACAAUGCGAUGUCUGCCGAAUCACGCGGGACCUAUUCGCCGAUGUGCGGCCGAUGGUGGUGCGGCGGAUCCCGGGAAACUGGAUGUUUUUCACGCUGACGGUACAUGAGGCGUCGUCGAAACUAUGGGAUACACUCAACUACCCGUCGAUGGAGAUCUUGCCGACAGUUUUGAUCCUGGGAUGGGAUGUCGAGCGCUUUAUUUACUCCCUUGACGAGCGGCCGGUGUCACGGAGCUGGCUGCUGAUAGCCCAGAACUACGGAACAGGUGCAGAAGCCGAAGAGGCGGUGCGCAUCGACGCGUUGGCUGCCCAGUUCAUCAGCGAACCACUUAGUCUGACACGACGCGGGUCUGAUGACAGCACGUUGUCUCCGCUGCUACAACAACUCAAUGUCGAUACC
Messenger RNA from Mesorhabditis spiculigera, 2652 nucleotides. The record is from the annotation of a GenBank genome assembly. Lineage: Eukaryota; Metazoa; Nematoda; Chromadorea; Rhabditida; Rhabditidae.